UCAAUGCGGGCAGCAAUGCAAAAAACAAAAACGAAAAUAUUCUGUACAUCAAUUACAAAAUGGAGUGGAAGAUGAAAGGAAGGAUAUGUUAGAAAUGACUCUAGAGCAGAGGAACGUCGCAGAAAUGGCUCUCCUUCCUGAUCGUUCACCUCAAAUUGGCGAUACACCUUUAAGUCCAUCAAAAUUAAGUGAAACUCAAGAUCGGAAUGUGUCUGAUGCAAUUGCUACUGUGAUGGAAAGAGUGGCAAAAAAUGGUCCUGGACAAAAUUUUUCUUCCAAAGCUAGUAAUUUUUAG
Molecule: messenger RNA, 295 nt
Organism: Meloidogyne enterolobii
Lineage: Eukaryota; Metazoa; Nematoda; Chromadorea; Rhabditida; Meloidogynidae
Source: the annotation of a GenBank genome assembly